CUCCAGGUACAGACUCCAGCCAUGCCAGACCAUCUCCCCACCCUCUAGGUCUAGGACACUAGCGCCAACGACAAUGGUCACUUGCCGCUACACUGUUAGACAGUAGCCAGCACACUCCACAAGCUUCUUCUCUUGCAGGCUCCAGCUGCAGCCCGGCCGGCCUCCUUCCCUAGGAUUCUUUUGCAGCUUCCAUUGUCUCCCCGGCUAUUUAACCCACCCACCCCCGCUUCGUCUCCCAUGUCCCAAAGCAAAGCAAAACAAAGCUUCAAAGCAUCUCUGCUGGGAUUUUAGCAAGCGGCAACGACGAGCGACCCAAAAAAGCAAUCAAUAGUCACCAUAUCUGCUCCUCUCGCUCCACACCCCCCUACUCUGCGACUUGAGGCAGGACAGGAGGCAGAGACGGGCAAUGGGGUUCGUGCUGGUGGUCUCUCUGCCCUUCAUCUUCCUCUCCAUCCUCCUUGGCUUCGGCUGCUACUUCCUCGGCAAGCACAUGGGCCGGGAGGAGAUGCGGACCGGUGUCGGCGCGUAGAUAUACGGCACGCCGCUGCCGCCGCCCGGCGUCGUCGGAGCCUCCUCGCCGCCACCUCAGCCGUUCCACAGUAAGAAACAAUGGUCCGAGGCUGUGUGACUCAGAUUCAGACGUCUCUCCAUCCAUUCUACUAGUACUACUACAUAUAUGUCUUGGUGGUGAUGUUGGAUUUAUAUUCUUUCUUCUUUAAUUUUGCCCUAGCUGUCUUGAGAGUGUAGAUUGAGAGUCAAAUAUGUGCUUGUGUCUAAAGAUGGUGUGUGUGUGUGUGUGUGGAUGUUGUGAUACGAUUGCAAUCACACUUUAUAUCUUCUGUAAUCAAGCAAAAACCAAUGCGUUGCAGUAGAA
Messenger RNA from Zea mays, 874 nucleotides. RefSeq lists its product as uncharacterized. The transcript has a single exon. Lineage: Eukaryota; Viridiplantae; Streptophyta; Magnoliopsida; Poales; Poaceae. The record is from RefSeq and is a predicted model, not a curated record.